Molecule: messenger RNA, 1625 nt
Organism: Hyposmocoma kahamanoa
Lineage: Eukaryota; Metazoa; Arthropoda; Insecta; Lepidoptera; Cosmopterigidae
Product: myrosinase 1-like
Exons: 9
Coding region: 48-1586 (512 amino acids)
Biological process (GO): carbohydrate metabolic process
Molecular function (GO): beta-glucosidase activity
Source: RefSeq, a predicted model, not a curated record
ACCAGCCUAGCUGUCAGUGUAGUACGAGAGUCGUCUGAAGCGGACGGAUGGCCUCUAGCAAAAUGGCUUUAAAAUUGUGUUUAAUAUUUUGUAUAAUUUCCACUUCGACAUCUUACAGUUACGAAGACACGCAGACGAGUCUAUUCAUCGCACAGGCUAGACAAUGUUUCCCCAAACAUUUCUUGUUCGGAGUUGCCACAGCAUCAUAUCAGACUGAGGGUGCUUGGAACACAUCAGGUAAAUCCGAAAGCAUCUGGGACCGAUACACUCAUAAAUUCCCGGAUAGAGUAUUUGACCACAACAAUGGUGACACAGCUGACGACUCGUACCACCUCUUCAGGAAAGAUGUAAAGCUCAUGAAGGAUAUUGGAGUCCAGUUUUACAGAUUCUCUGUUUCUUGGACUAGACUACUGCCUUCUGGAUUUAGCAAUAUAGUAAACCCAGCUGGAGUGCGAUUUUAUACGGAACUGAUUGACGAGCUUCACAAGUUCGAUAUUCAACCCCUAGUCACCAUGUACCACUGGGAUCUGCCGCAAACCCUUCAAGAACUUGGAGGAUGGACUAAUCCGCUUAUUGCUGAUUACUUUGUGGAUUAUGCUAGAAUGUUAUUCAAAACUUUUGGGCACAAAGUAAAGUCCUGGAUAACCUUCAACGAACCCCUCACAUUCUGCCGUGAAGGUUAUGGCGGCGACGACGCUCCUGGUGGAAGAUCUAGUGGCUUGGAGACUUACAUGUGUGGUCACAACGUGUUGAGAGCUCACGGAAUGGUCUACAGAAUGUUCGAGAAGGAAUUCAAGAAUAAUACUGGGGCCACUGUGGGCAUAUCUUUGGAUUUGGCUUGGAUGGAGCCAGCGACCACGUCUGUUGAAGACAGGAAUGCUGCUGAAACUGCAAGGCAGUUCGUGUUCGGUUGGUUCGCUAAUCCAAUCUUCUCGAAAAAAGGAGACUAUCCAAAAGUAAUGCGCCAGCGCAUAGAUGAAAUCUCUCAUCGGCAACAUUUCCCCCGAUCUCGUCUCCCGAAAUUUACAAAGGAAGAAAUAGAGUUUAUCAAAGGUUCUGCAGAUUUUUUGGGCCUGAAUCACUACACGACGUAUUUGGCGUCCAAAAGUAGUGUGAGGCCGAAUAUGGAGCCGUCUUUUGAUGCCGAUAUGGGAGUUGCAUUGACGCAGAAACCUGAUUGGCCAAAAACGAAUUCGACGUGGUUAAAGGUGGUGCCAUGGGGGUUCAGAAAAACACUAAACUGGGUGAAGAAUACAUUUGACAACCCCAUUGUAGUGAUAACUGAGAAUGGCGUAUCGACAGAACCAGGCCUCCGCGACACGAAGAGAGUCAAAUACAUUGACAGCUAUCUGCGGUCUCUGCUUGCAGCGAUGAAGGACGGAUGCAAUGUAUUGGGAUAUACACAUUGGAGUUUGCUUGAUAACUUUGAAUGGAUGAGAGGCUACUCCGAACGCUUUGGGCUCUAUGAAGUGGACUACACUUCGCCCAACAAAACACGCAGCCCCCGGUUAUCAGCUACAUUCUACAGCAAAAUAGUUCGUUCUAAAUGCAUUCCAGCCCAGAAGAAACUAAUAUUUAAGCCAUAGUUAUAAUCUUAUUAAUUAAAUAUAUUUUAUAUAAACUUU